Messenger RNA from Panicum virgatum (switchgrass), 695 nucleotides. Its product is annotated as LYR motif-containing protein At3g19508-like. The transcript is spliced from 2 exons. Lineage: Eukaryota; Viridiplantae; Streptophyta; Magnoliopsida; Poales; Poaceae. Bases 59 to 319 code for a protein of 86 amino acids. The record is from RefSeq and is a predicted model, not a curated record.
CUAUCUUAAAAAAAAAAUACUCGCAAUCAGCAGCAGCUCGCCUCGGCGGUGUGCGGUGAUGUCGAACGCGGGGCUGCGCGCGUACCGCGAGGUGCUGCGCCUGGUGCGGCGGCUGCCGGCGGAGACGCGGCUCUACUACGCCAAGUACGCCCGCGAGAACUUCGUCAACUACCGCGACCUCUCCGCCGACGACGACCUCGCGGCCCUCCUCCGCCGCGCCUACACGCACGCGUCAUGGGUCCUCUCCAAGUACUCGAUCGACGCGGAGAAGGCGGCGGCGCGGCUCAAGGCUCUCGGCGACGGCCACGCGGGGCGGUGACGCGCGCAAGGUGUUCGACCCUAUGCCCGCUCCACGCCUGAGGCUUCAGUUUAGCUUUGACUUAUGUGCUUGGUUUGGCAGGCGCUUGCAUUGCAUUACUCCGUCUUGAAUAAAUUUGCUCAAGGUUUUGUUUGCUUUGAUCCCCGACUCCAAGUUCUAUGGCCAGGAUGCACACGCAGUUGUCUGUCUGCCGCCCUUUUUUCAAUUCAUUUCAACACCAUCUUUAUUUCCUUGGUGGUAUCCGGCUACAUGAACGACUUGUGGUUGAUCUUGGACAUGUUUAUCUGGUGCAUGAGUUCUGGAUUGCGAUAUUCGGGAUCAAAGAUGAGUAUGUUAACAUGUUUUUGAUGAAUGAGAAACAGUAUUAGCCCUAGUA